ACCUUAAUUGCCAGAUGAGGAAAAUAUGCUUGCCUUGAAAUGAAAACCACGUUGAAAUCAGUAGCAUCGAUUGCUUUGUAUACUUCACUAAAGACAUUCCGACAUUUAUUUCAUCAUAUUGUUAGGAUAAUACGUGUGUCCUGGCUUCAAUACUGAGGUUAUCUGGGAUACCAAACGUGCUGUAUACAGUUGUCUCUCUCUCAAACAAUUCAUAUGGAAAACAAGCUGAUAGGCAACAAAGAAGUAAAGUGUCUUGCAUAGAAAAGAAACAAGAAGAAUGAAGAUGUCUAUUUGUUUAGUUGCCAGUCUGUUGUUAGUGUUUGUUGGAGCAUCCAUGGCUAAUGACGAAAUGAUGGAGGAUAAUGAGCUGGCCAACCAUCUUGUGAAAAGAAGUGUAAUACCAUCACCACCUUGUGCAAAUGAUGGAGCUAACUGUAGGAAAAAUGCAUGCUGUCCUGGUUCAACCUGUGUUUAUGGCAACUGCAAGUCAUGUAACCCAAGAAAAUGCAAAAAAGCUCGUGACUGCUGUGAUCAAUCUAGCUGCGUUUACGGAAACUGCAAAUCAUGUAACCCAAGAAAAUGCAAAAAGACCCGUGAUUGCUGUGGUGAUUCAAGCUGCGUCUAUGGAAACUGUACGUCAUGUAGAGCAAGAACCUGUAAAGGAAAAAACGACUGCUGUAAAGGAUAUACAUGUUCAUACAAGAAAUGCGUAAAGAAGGAUUAAGCGUGUACCAGGUACACGAAUAGGGACGUUUGAAGCGAUAGACUUUCAUUACAUACUUAUGUCUAUAAUGUAAAAAAUAAAAUAUAGGUAAAUAGAAGA
Molecule: messenger RNA, 823 nt
Organism: Mytilus trossulus (common blue mussel)
Lineage: Eukaryota; Metazoa; Mollusca; Bivalvia; Mytilida; Mytilidae
Product: keratin-associated protein 5-8-like
Exons: 5
Coding region: 278-724 (148 amino acids)
Source: RefSeq, a predicted model, not a curated record